CUUCUUUUUCCCCAGGCCUCCAUCGUCCUCCUCUCUCUCUCUUCCCUCCUCCCUCUUCAUUUGUCAUUGUCAUUUCUCUCCGCCACCACUCACUCAGCCAUUGCUGCCCUCCUUUCUUCCUUCUCCUCUUCUUUCGCUCUUCCUUCCUUCCUCCGCCAUUGCUUUGUGUCUCUGUCCCUCUCUCGAACAUACACACACACACACUCUCUCUUCAAUGUUGACGCUGCAGCGAUUUCUGUUUGAACCAAUUCACAAGCCUUUCCUACUCAAUCCUCCUUCUUCUAAAAUGCCGUCGUUUCAGCAACACCGUGUUUGGAGGACCAGCAUCAUAAAGGGUGCAAUAGCAGAGUUAGAAGGAGACCUAGAGCUUCCACCAAACGUGGUUCGGAGAAAGAGGGACCCAAAUUGGAGAGGUGGCUUCAGCCUCGGAAUUGAUUUGGGCAUGGCCCGCACUGGCCUCGCCCUCACUAAAGGCUUCAACAUUCGCCCUUUAACCGUUUUGGAACUGCGAGGACAGAAGCUUGAGCUCAAGAUAAUUAACAUAGCUGAACAACAGGAGGCUGAUGAGUUUAUAAUUGGACUUCCGAGAUCUUCUGAUGGGAAGGAGACGCCGCAAUCCAACAUUGUUCGUAGUGUGGCAGGAAGACUCGCCGUUCGAGCUGCCGAGAGGGGUUGGAGAGUAUACCUACAGGAUGAACAUGGAACAACAACAGAGGCAGUAAAUCGGAUGAUCACUAUGGGUCUAAGUAAGUCCUCUCAGCAGAGGAAGCUUGAUGCCUAUGCUGCCAUGAUGGUAUUGGAAAGAUACUUAUCCACAUCAGGUCAGGGUACCGAACUUGUUUUGCCCAAGAACCUUGAACUACAAGAAAAACUUCGAAGGGGUCCUCCCAAAGAUGCCGAUUUUUUCUCGGAUGAAGAUUAAUAUAAGUACAUGCUUUUUGGCUAUUAGCUUCUAUAGAGAAUCCUAGAGAUUUUAAGUGGUCAAACACCCAUGAGGAAUCUUAUUUGAGCUGUUCUUUUCAGAUUGCAAGCUAGCUUGAGGAUGUUGUGGGGAAAAUAUUCCAACAAUUAGUAUCAUGACGAUGGAUUAAAUUAUCCUCGUACGAGUAAUAUUGUUUCUUUAA
Molecule: messenger RNA, 1124 nt
Organism: Arachis ipaensis
Lineage: Eukaryota; Viridiplantae; Streptophyta; Magnoliopsida; Fabales; Fabaceae
Product: Polynucleotidyl transferase, ribonuclease H-like superfamily protein
Biological process (GO): rRNA 5'-end processing
Source: RefSeq, a predicted model, not a curated record